CCAACGGCGUCGGCAUCUGUGGCGGUGGGAAUUUUGGGGGCCCCAGCGGAUCACCCUGGUUCUUGGCCCCAAUCCAAGUGUUAUAGCGUGGAAGCGUACAAGCAGACAUUGUUCCGUAUUACGGCCCUUCACCUGAGUAUAUAAACAGUCAUGAUCAAGUCGUCUCGAGUUGGAUCCAGGUCAGCAAACUGCACGCCAUCCUCUUCACUUUUUCCUCCUUUAUUUUCCAAGAUUGUGGUCCGACAAAGCUUCUCGGCAUGACUCUCCAGGUGGCUGACUUUGCUCGGGUAGAUGAAGGCUCCGAUGGGGUACGGGAGAAGGACUUUGAGCAGGAUGAAAUAAACAUCCCAGCAGAUCCUGUAGCCACCCCCACAACCAACGAAUUGGAUCCCGAUAGCGAUAGCGAUCAUUUUAUCAUUGACGAUCCCGGUCACUCGGUCAAUGGAAAUGGCGUUGAGAGCUCGACCACUUUUGAUCCUGAACAUGGGAACAGAUACACCGUUACUGGGACGGCCGAUCAACGAGACCCGACAUGGAUGAUUGUGACCCUUCAACCACGUGGUGAAAGGAAACCGCUAAAUGUGUGGACCAAAGUUGAUACCGGCGCUGAAGCCAAUUUUAUCUCCCUUGACCUUCUAAAGAAACUGGGACUCGAAAAUGACGAACGUCGACAGAGCAGGCACGAAUUCAAAGAUCUUAACAACCAAGUUAUGAAAGCCCAUGGCCUGAUCACGUUAGAGUUCAAUGCUGGAUUCAAGCAAAAGAGAUUCCGAGAAGAUUUUGAAGUCCUUGAAAAUGACGAAAUUGCGCUUUUGCUCGGACAGCAUGUGCUUUUUGAGCGCAUGCAUGCCAUUUCUAUCGAUCCCGAGUACGAUCUACUCCAGCACCCAAGUUUCGAUGUCUCGGAUGCUUGGGGUCAAAGACCCAUAGAGGUACCCUGUCUGUCAACGACAGGAUACGGCAAGAAGUUCUUCAAUCCUCCGCCUUCAUAUCCGCAAGACGGAGGGGCUCGGCCCUCGUACAUUCGUUAUUAAUUCAUUAAUUCAACCAUUGCUCAUCUUCGCAGGCGAUUUCCCGGCAAUCACAUUCUCGAGCUACUCUGCUUCCUCUUCGAUAUGCCACGUGCAAUGGAUUUUUAUAUGCAUACAUGGCUUCAAAUUUUUCUUGUUCCAAUUGAAAUCUAUUUCUCAGUUAUGAAUGAGUCCAAUAGCUCUGCGAGGAUAAAUGUGCUUCGCAGGCCGGUUAUGAACUUGAUUAUGAAAUUUUGGGGGGAAUAUGUACUGUAAUAUGUGCCUGCCAACGCCCAGCGAAAUCAUGGCAACAUCAAUAGUCUGUGUUGCAAAUAUAAAACAGCCUCUGUACUAUCGUAAUGGUCAACGAGAUUCCGU
Molecule: messenger RNA, 1388 nt
Organism: Xylona heveae TC161
Lineage: Eukaryota; Fungi; Ascomycota; Xylonomycetes; Xylonales; Xylonaceae
Exons: 3
Coding region: 258-1034 (258 amino acids)
Source: RefSeq, a predicted model, not a curated record